This is a messenger RNA of Penicillium manginii, 300 nucleotides long. RefSeq lists its product as uncharacterized. Lineage: Eukaryota; Fungi; Ascomycota; Eurotiomycetes; Eurotiales; Aspergillaceae. The record is from RefSeq and is a predicted model, not a curated record. Bases 1 to 300 code for a protein of 99 amino acids. The transcript has 2 exons.
AUGUACAGUCAAGACCGACGUCAGAGGCGGACGAUGGAGAGGAAUUUUCGGCGAGUGGGUUUUGCCCAGGGUUCCCACCGGGCAGUGACCGAUACAGUAUUCAGGGACCAGGUGGUAUACAGCGAGGGUCGAAAGGGUCUCGAAAGUGUGCUCAGGCAAAAGAAGAGUAGCCCUGAUCUCAUGGAGGUCGCGGAGUGGGACCAGACACGUCGAAAAAAAGUACAUACUUGGCUAGCCAUAUUAGCAAUUGCUGGCCAGAAUCAAAUGGCAGCUCUGACGCCUGAUGAACCCAUCGGUUAG